CCCAGCGCCAGUUUAGAUCCGAACGCAAACGUGACUGGCAGCACCAACAAGCGGCCAGCCAGUAGUAGCGACACGGUACACGGUACAGGUUGCAGCACCAGAGAUCGAUCUACAAUCAACUGCCAAUUCCGGUGGACCAAAGCCCCAGGCAGUACGACACGCGCUGCGAUCAAAUACUUUGCCCCGUUUUGAUUUGGUCCGUGCGGAGCCCAGGCACUAGUCUCGCUCACCGUCCAUCGCCUUUGACCAACGUUCCCGGUGGUGCACUGGCACAGCAGGCCGUAAGCUGGGUGUGUGUUUGUGUGAGGCCUAGUCUAGCGUUCGAUGGACGCGCGAAUUUCUACAGGAUCUCGGAAGUAGUUUAGCGGUUUAGCGAGGUGAAAGCGAGUGGCUGGUAGUGUUUGUGUUUUGUGUGUGCGUGCUUGUGUGUAAGUGGCUUUGAGUGGCCCAAAACCGGAAAUAGUACGCGUUCAGCUGAGGUAAAGUCGGCGUGUGUUUAGCCACCCGUGUAAACCCUUCCCAGAGACCGACUGUGAACAGCGGCAGCGACUCCCAGGGGACCAUCAUGCGUGCCCUCGCCGUGGCUUUUUUCGGAGCCGCCCUAUGUCUAGUGAAUGCCCAACAAAACAAGGAGGAGAAGGAGUUCAAGUGUCCCAUCGAGCAGGGCAACGGUAACUUCGCCGACCCGGUCACAUGCCGUCGAUUUUAUCAGUGCGUUGAUGGAUUUCCGUACCUAAAUCGCUGCCCAUCCGGUCUGUACUUCGAUGACAUCCAGAAGUACUGCACUUUCAAGGCGGAGGCAAAAUGUGGCCCACUAGCAGCAUCACCGACAGCGACCACCGAAUCUCCGAUCGAUCUGGCGAAAAAGUGUAACCCGGCGGAAUGCGAGCUGCCGUACUGUUACUGCAACAAGGAUGGCACCCUGAUCCCGAAAGGUCUCGACCCGGAAGAGACGCCGCAAAUCAUUCUGCUCACCUUCGACGGUGCCGUCAAUCUGAACAACUACGAACACUACCGGAAGGUGUUUAACGGCAAGCGAAAGAAUCCGAACGGUUGCGACAUCAAGGGUACCUUCUUCAUCUCGCACGAGUACAGCAACUACCAGCAAAUCCAGACGCUCGCCAACGACGGUCACGAAAUCGCGGUCGAAACGAUCUCCCUGCAGAUGGGUCUCCAGGACAAGGGUUACGAGGAGUGGGUCGGCGAGAUGAUCGGUAUGCGCUCGAUACUGAAACACUUCUCCAACGUGUCCGCCAACGAAAUCAACGGUAUGCGGGCACCGUUCCUGAAGCCGGGCCGCAACACCCAGUACAAGGUGAUCGAAGACUUUGGCUUCAUCUACGACAGCUCGGUCAGUGUGCCGCCCAGCCCGAUUCCGGUGUGGCCGUACACGCUCGAUUACAAGAUACCGCACGAGUGCAAGAGCGGUACCUGUCCGACGAAAUCGUUCCCGGGCAUCUGGGAGGUGCCACUGAACGCGCACUUUGUCGAGAGUUACGAGGGUGGCCACUGCCCGUACAUGGACCAGUGCGUGCUGCACAAUCACGACGCGGAGGAAGUGUUUGCCUGGCUGCAGGAAGACUUUGAGCGGUACUACUACCAGAACAAGGCACCGUACAUGAUGCCGUUCCACACGAACUGGUUCCAGAUUAAGGAGCUCGAGCGCGGUCUGCACAAGUUCCUCGACUGGACGCAAACGAUGCCAGACGUAUGGUUCGUCACGAUCACGCAGGCACUCACCUGGAUUACGGACCCGAAGACGAACAAGCAGCUCGGCGGGUACGAACCGUGGAACUGCAAGAGCAAAACCACCCAAACACCGAAACCGUGCAACCUGUCGAACAAGUGUGCGCUCGCGUUCAAGGAACCGACGUCCAACAUCAGCGAUACGCGCUACAUGGAGACCUGCUUCGACUGUCCAGCCGUCUAUCCUUGGUUGGGCGAUUCGCACGGUUCCGGCAUUCCCGGACGUGAUAACUACAUCGACCAGUCGGAGGGUGGUGGCGCUAGCGCUGGCCGCGAUCAGGGUGAUGAGGAGGAGCAGAAGUAAGGCCCGGUACGCGGCAGCGAUCCGGUCCAUCGCUUCCCUUCCAUCGCUAUCCCUAUUUUAGAUGUAACGGUUUUUCUUUAAAAAAAACAAAAUAAUAUUCGAGCUUGAACCGGAAGUGUAUUUUCCCUGCCGGUCGCGCAAAGGACAUGCACUGACUGGAACGCAACAAGCAGCUGUGUGUUUGUGUGUUUGUGUGGGCUGGAACAAUUGGCCUUCCAAGGUGUAGUACGUUCGUCAGUCAACCGUUCCUCUUUCGUAGCGUUUCCGGAACAUUGAGUUUCUCUUUGUAAUUACUCGGAUCAAGAGCACGCUGCAGAAACUCAUGGAACCGGCAAACGGGUGCGUCCUCGGAUAUUGAUGGUUGACUUCCGAUACAUAAGAACGUUAAAUAAACUCACACAAACAGGUGACGAUUGCGUGCGUUGUUAA
Messenger RNA from Anopheles stephensi (Asian malaria mosquito), 2479 nucleotides. RefSeq names its product chitin deacetylase 1 (gene Cda4). NCBI's taxonomy places the organism in Eukaryota, Metazoa, Arthropoda, Insecta, Diptera, Culicidae. Gene Ontology annotation, biological process: carbohydrate metabolic process. Gene Ontology annotation, cellular component: extracellular region. Gene Ontology annotation, molecular function: chitin binding. The record is from RefSeq and is a predicted model, not a curated record. The coding region runs from base 566 to 2050 and encodes 494 amino acids. The transcript has 7 exons.